Messenger RNA from Branchiostoma floridae (Florida lancelet), 2483 nucleotides. RefSeq names its product pancreatic triacylglycerol lipase-like. Gene Ontology annotation, biological process: lipid metabolic process. Lineage: Eukaryota; Metazoa; Chordata; Leptocardii; Amphioxiformes; Branchiostomatidae. The transcript is spliced from 11 exons. The record is from RefSeq and is a predicted model, not a curated record. Gene Ontology annotation, molecular function: triacylglycerol lipase activity. The coding region runs from base 120 to 1613 and encodes 497 amino acids.
CCCUCCUCUACACCUACAGAUGGUAUAUUCCAUUUACGUCAUCCGCUUUGCCGAGGAACACUCGAAAAUCGGAGAAUCGACCGGGAUUUCGGAGAAGAAGUUUUCAUGCGAGAGGGAACAUGUCGACUGCAACACGGCUCUGUCUACUGGUGCCGCUUCUCGUCUUCUAUUCAGGUGCGGAAGGCCUCGAGGUAUGUUACAAGGACCUCGGCUGCUUCUCCAAUGCUGCGCCUUUCUUUAGCGCACAGCGCCCCCUGUCGCUCCUGCCUCAGAGUCCAGCGGACGUGGGCACAACUUUCGGGCUCUUCACCCGAGAAAACCCGACAACACGGGAGAGGAAGAGACUGCUGGCUGAAAGGGACGAUCUUCUGGAAGAUUCCACUUUUAACGGAGCGAGCAAGACAAAAUUCAUCAUACACGGUUUUCAGAACAAUGGGCACCGGCCGUGGGUCUACAACCUGACAGACGAACUGCUGAAGGAGGGUGACUAUAACGUGAUCGUUGUAGACUGGAAGGACGGAGCCGGCCUGCCCUACACACAAGCGGCCGCCAACACCCGGGUCGUGGCCGCCGAGACGGAGAGACUCAUCCGCUACCUCAACAACCGGACCCGAGCGGACUGGGCACAGAUGCACAUUAUCGGGCACAGUCUGGGCGCACAUACCGCGGGGUACGUGGGGCACGGACUGGGCAGUCUGGGCAGGAUAUCAGGCCUGGAUCCCGCGGAGCCUCUGUUUGAGCACACGGACCCGCUGGUGAGAAUAGACCCGGCAGACGCAGCUUUUGUGGACAUCAUUCACACCGAUGGCUCCAGUAUUCUCACUCUCGGCCUCGGGCUUGACCAGCCGGUGGGCGAUGUCGACUUUUACCCAGAAGGCGGUGCGAGGCAGCCCGGAUGUGGCGCGGAGAGUAUUAUCUCCAAGAUCGGGGUGAUCGCAGAGGGGCUGGUGACAGAGGGGUUCCAGGCGGCUAAGAACGCCUUCAGCUGCAGCCACACAAGAGCUAUAGAACUGUUUACCGAGUCCAUCAACUCUCAGUGCCAGUUCACGGCAUACCCCUGCUCCAGUUGGGAUGACUACGAGGCGGGGGACUGCAGUGACUGUGACGGCAGCUGUUCUGUCAUGGGUUUUCACGCGGACAAACAUGGCGGCGCCGGAUCCCUGUACCUCAACACCAACGACAAAGAUCCCUUCUGCUUGACAGACAUAGCCCUGCGGAACCGCAGCAGAUACUGUCUGCAGUCCCUCACACGGCAGAACCAGACUGUGAUAGAGAACUGCGUCAGCACCAUGGAGACAGUCUACGUCAACUUCACCACGAACCUGAAGGACACCAUCGCAGAGGAGAUCUUCUGCAGUGAGUACGAGAAGUUCCUGGAAUGCGUCACGGCAGUUCUGGACACAGUCAAGCCUUGUCAAGACACAUCCGUGAAAACUGUCAUCGGUUCGGCCUACACUAACUACUCUCUCACAGCGAACUAUGAAUGUGAGGAUCGGCACAAGGGUUACCGGGGCGGCGAGCCGUCCUCCCUGAGACAGACGUGUCUCAGUCUGUGGGUGACCAUGGCUGCUGUUGUGUUGUGCUUCUUCCUGGUUAUGACACAGGGCCGUUAGACGGCACGUGUCAGGUGAUUCUGUUGCAAACAGUUUCUGUUCAUGUUGUUGUUGCAGUACAUCGUAAGCAGUUAGUGAACCUGACAUUGGUUUUAAAACAGAAAGUGCUGCUCCAAAAAACGUAGGUUCUGUAUUUUUUGUGUCAUGUGAAUUAUGAAGGUUUAUUCUCGGGAUAGGGGCUUGAAUUGGGAACCGAGAAUGGUUGCACCCAACAUUUUUAGAAUUCAGAAUUUUGUACUAUAGAACAAUAAAAGUAUCAGUGCCUUAUUUGUACAUCUGUGUUUCCAGUGCCAACUUGGAUUUGAAAUUCUAAUCCUUGAUAGUAUUGAGUGAUCGCGCAAAGUGCCUGGGCAUAAAGGGACCAUACUUUAUAGCGUUUUUACCGUUUGCCUAUUAGGCAUGAAUUUUUAGAUCAGAUCCGAUUUAACACUUUUACUGUAUAUUAUGAUUAUGUAUCAUGGGAGAUUUUAAGUCUAUAAAGCCAAUAAAAAGGAAAGAAAAUCUAUGUUGCUAGUUUUAUACCAUCAUACAGUUUAAAACCUUCUUGGUUACAUGUUUUACUAAAACCUAUUUGACCCGCCGAAUGAUGAUGAUUUUUAUUUGUUAUAUUUUGAAGAAGCUUAUUUCGUUAGACUGGACUGGACGAUCAGGAACUUCUCACAGCGACGCAUGACAGACUGUACUGGAAGUCAAACUUCACUUACCGCACCUCAGAGGAUAACAAAUGAUGAUAUUUGUAAAAAGUCUUGCAGUAAAUUCUGUUGUAAAAAGGAGAACAUAAUGAGGUAAAUAUCAUUUAAUCCAGUAGAACAUAGUUACACAAUGUGUUCCAGUUUUCACCAUGCCCAAUAAUACAAGUAUAAAUACAAA